AAUAAAGGACUGCUGUCUCAAACUGACUUUACUAACCUUUUGCUAAAGCGAAACGAAUUUAAUGGUGUGUUAAUAAGAGGUUAAGGGCGGAGGGAGAAGGUGAUAGGGAAGAGUGCUGCGCGCUCAAGCGGGAGUGCGCACGGAUAGCAAAUCGGUCGGAGCCUGGAGUCGCGAGGAUGGAGGUCCGGCCAGAUAGGUUUAAGAUCGUCGCUGCUAGGACCCUCGGUAAAAUAAACAAGGUCCUAGAGAAGCGACAGGAGAAUGGCGAGACCAUCGAGCUGUCCGCCGAGGGCCGCCCCGAGCUGGUGGAAGAGAAGGAGCUCCCCGUGGUGGACUGCACCUGCUUCGGCCUGCCCCGCCGCUACAUCAUCGCCAUCCUCUCCGGGCUGGGCUUCUGCAUCUCCUUCGGCAUCCGCUGCAACCUCGGCGUGGCCAUCGUCAGCAUGGUCAACAACCACACGGUCUACCGAGACAACAAGGCGGUGCUAGUGAAAGCUCAGUUUGACUGGGACCCCGAAACGGUCGGGAUGAUCCAUGGGUCCUUCUUCUGGGGGUACAUAGUAACCCAGAUCCCGGGAGGGUUCAUCUGUCAGAAGUUUGCAGCAAACAGAGUGUUUGGCUUUGCCAUUGUGGCCACCUCAACUCUGAAUAUGCUGAUCCCCUCUGCGGCGCGGGUUCACUUUGGCUGUGUUAUCCUUGUCAGGAUAUGUCAAGGACUCGUGGAGGGGGUUUCUUACCCAGCCUGCCAUGGAAUCUGGGCCAAAUGGGCGCCUCCGCUCGAGAGAAGUCGAUUGGCAACAACGGCCUUUUGUGGCUCAUAUGCUGGGGCUGUGAUCGCCAUGCCUCUGGCUGGGGUGCUGGUUCAGUACUCGGGGUGGUCCUCCGUGUUCUACGUGUACGGUACCUUUGGAAUCCUCUGGUAUUGCUUCUGGAUCCUGGUGUCGUACGAGAGUCCAGAGGCGCACCCCACCAUCACAGAGGAAGAGAGGUUGUACAUCGAAGAGGCCAUUGGGUCGGUUAACAAUGCCGUCCCCGUGACCAAAUUCAACACACCUUGGAGGGCCUUCUUCACCUCCAUGCCAGUGUACGCCAUCAUUGUGGCUAACUUCUGCAGAAGCUGGACCUUCUACCUGCUCCUCAUCAGCCAACCUGCAUACUUUGAGGAGGUCUUUGGAUUUGAGAUCAGCAAGGUGGGCCUGGUGUCCGCCCUCCCCCAUCUUGUUAUGACCAUCAUCGUGCCCAUCGGCGGCCAGCUGGCCGACUACCUGCGCAGUAACAACAUCAUGUCCACCACCAACGUCCGCAAGAUGAUGAACUGUGGAGGCUUCGGGAUGGAGGCCACCUUCUUGCUCGUGGUGGGGUUCUCCCACACCAAGGUCAUAGCCAUCACCUUCCUCGUCCUGGCUGUCGGCUUCAGUGGGUUCGCCAUCUCAGGUUUCAACGUGAACCACCUGGACAUUGCUCCUCGAUAUGCCAGCAUCCUCAUGGGCAUCUCCAACGGUGUGGGGACGCUCUCUGGAAUGGUGUGCCCCCUUAUUGUGGGCGCCAUGACCAAACACAAGACGCGGGAAGAGUGGCAGUAUGUCUUUCUCAUUGCUUCACUCGUUCAUUAUGGAGGUGUUAUAUUUUAUGGGAUCUUCGCCUCUGGGGAGAAGCAAGCCUGGGCUGAGCCGGAGAACCUCAGCGAUGAGAAGUGUGGAAUUCUGGGGGAGGAUGAGCUAGCGGACGAGACCGAGGAGUUGUAUCGUACCAGCGGAGGAGGAGGAGGAGGAGGCUACGGGGCUACAGAUCCUAACGGAGGAGGAGGAGGAGGAGGCUGGGUGUCGGACUGGGACAAGACAGAGGAGUACGUCCAACCGACCGGAACGAAUAGCUACCUGUACGGAGGGGAGGACGACAGGGACCUCUCGUAGGGCGGCCGGACGGGGAUUGUACUGGGAGGAGUGGAGCGGUGAGGCAGAGACGGUGUGACGCGUUUAGAGAAAAGGUUUCGACAGGGGAGUGUGAGGAAGAGGAAAGGUGGAUGGCUGGAUGGGGUGUGCGAGAGAAAGGCUGGUCAGCGAGUCUGAUCUAAGAGUCGUGUCUGCGAUAUGACAGAUGUGACCAUUGUAUGGACAUAGAAGGAGUCUGAGCUGUAUCGGAAAAAGAGUGUGUGUGUAUGUGUGUGUGUGAGUGUUGCAUGGGUGUGUG
Messenger RNA from Hypomesus transpacificus, 2190 nucleotides. RefSeq names its product vesicular glutamate transporter 1-like. Gene Ontology annotation, molecular function: neurotransmitter transmembrane transporter activity; L-glutamate transmembrane transporter activity. The coding region runs from base 177 to 1913 and encodes 578 amino acids. Lineage: Eukaryota; Metazoa; Chordata; Actinopteri; Osmeriformes; Osmeridae. The transcript has 13 exons. The record is from RefSeq and is a predicted model, not a curated record. Gene Ontology annotation, cellular component: excitatory synapse; synaptic vesicle membrane. Gene Ontology annotation, biological process: synaptic transmission, glutamatergic; monoatomic anion transport; regulation of synapse structure or activity.